Eriocheir sinensis (Chinese mitten crab) is the source of this 1094-nucleotide messenger RNA. It is a transcript of the gene Tcs4, whose product is annotated as tRNA N6-adenosine threonylcarbamoyltransferase, mitochondrial-like. The transcript has 8 exons. Gene Ontology annotation, cellular component: mitochondrion. NCBI's taxonomy places the organism in Eukaryota, Metazoa, Arthropoda, Malacostraca, Decapoda, Varunidae. The coding region runs from base 1 to 924 and encodes 307 amino acids. The record is from RefSeq and is a predicted model, not a curated record.
AUGCUAGCGGCACUGCAUAAGGGGAACUACACAUGUAUUCUGGGUAUCGAGACAAGCUGUGAUGACACAGGUGCUGCUGUGGUGAGUGAUGCUGGGGAGGUGCUUGGUGAGGCACUAAAUAACCAGCACAGUAUCCAUUUGAGACAUGGGGGCAUCAUACCUCCAAUCGCUGGAGCCUUACACAAGAAGAACAUUGAAGAGGUGGUCAGUAAAGCCAUGGCUCAAGCAGGAAUGGUGAUCGGAGACUUAAAUGCCAUUGCCACUACUGUCAAGCCAGGCAUGUCAAUGUCUUUGUCAGUGGGAACAAACUAUGGGAAGAGUCUGGCCCUGAGCACUGGCAAACCUUUCAUCCCCAUACAUCACAUGGAGGCUCAUGCUCUCACAGUUCGUAUGGUGGAGAAGGUGGAGUUUCCCUUUCUCGUCCUGCUGGUUUCCGGUGGCCACAGCCUAUUGGUGGUGGCACAUACAGUAGACCGGUGGUCCAUUAUCGGCCAGACCAUUGAUGAUGCUCCAGGAGAAGCCCUUGACAAGGGUGCAAGGCGACUUAAAUUACGUAACAUCCCUGAGUGUGCAGCAAUGUCUGGUGGACAGGCAAUUGAACACCUAGCAGCAAGGGGUGAUCCACAUGCCUUUGAAUUUCCAACACCAAUGUGGAAAUAUAGAGACUGUACCUUUAGUUUUUCUGGUCUGAAAAAUUCUCUUUUGAAACUCAUAAAAGUGCUAGAAAAGAAGUAUGAAAUUGAAGGUGGAAGCGUUAUACCUGGGGUUGAGGAUAUCUGUGCCUCCUAUCAGUAUGCUCUCACCAAGCAUUUGGUAAGACAGACUCACAAGGGUAUGAUUUAUGCUUCUGUUCGAGAACUGCUUCCCACAGAAAACCAAACUCUGGUAUGUAUUUUUACAUCUUUUUUAUUCAUGAUGGAAUAAUUGAAAGUAUACACAUGAAUUUUAUGAGUACACAUAAGUGAAUAAUGUGCAGUUCUGUCCAAAAAAAACAGUUUUUCAAAUUGAAGAAAUUUAGGUGUGGGACAACAUUACUGGAAUCAUAUGUGAAUGAUAAUAUGUCAGUUUACUCUGAAGAGUCAUUUUUUUCUUGU